Molecule: messenger RNA, 577 nt
Organism: Drosophila ananassae
Lineage: Eukaryota; Metazoa; Arthropoda; Insecta; Diptera; Drosophilidae
Product: craniofacial development protein 2-like
Exons: 1
Coding region: 1-489 (162 amino acids)
Biological process (GO): chromatin remodeling
Cellular component (GO): nucleus
Source: RefSeq, a predicted model, not a curated record
AUGAGGUGGAAAGGCAGGGGGACGACAACAACAACACACGGCAAUCUAGUAGUGCACAGUGGGAGCAGUGAUGGGGGCAGGAAUGGAGUAGGAAUAUACGUGUCAAAGCAAUACAAACAGACACUUAUCUCCUGGAAUCCGGUAUCCGAUAGAAUCAUCACUGCUAGAUUCCGAUGCAACGCUAGGCACAUUACCAUCGUGCAAUGCUACGCCCCGACAGAAGACGCCAGCGAUGACAUCAAAGACGACAUCUACAAUGCCCUCACAUCUUCACUCACCAAGAGCAAACGAGGUGACAUUAAAAUUCUCAUGGGAGAUUUCAACGCGAAAUUAGGCCCCAACAACAACGGAUUGGAACCAAUCAUGGGCCGACACGGUGUGGGAACACGUAGCAACAAUGGCGACAGGCUGGCCGACCUAUGCCAGACAUUCCAACUAGUCAUCGGUGGCACUGUAUUCCCCCACAAGGAAGUGCACAAGUACACGUGAACAUCACCGAGUGGGCAUAUACGCAACCAAAUUGACCAUCUGUGCAUAAGUAGGAAAUGGAGACACUCCCUUAGCGAUGUACGGAACA